CCUAGCAUUAUUUGUUUGUGUUAAAAAUGUUUUUUGUUAAUAAUUUGAAGUAUUCCAAUAAAACUUUUCGACCUAUUUUCGAAUUGAAUAAAACUCGAAAUGAAUGUGCCAAAGAGACCCGUCGAUGUUACGUAGAUAAAUUAACUAGCCCAGAUGUCACCAUACCAUUUUCAAAUGGACGUAAUUUGAAUAUAUCCACCGGCCAGUAUGCUCGAUUAGCAGACGGUUGUGCGGUAGCAAACCUGGGAGACACUUCAGUGAUGGUGACUGUAGUAUCCAAAGCAAAACAGGGCACCAGCGGCUUCCUACCCUUGACAGUAGAUUAUCGACAAAAAUCAGCAGCAGCCGGAAGAAUACCGACCAACUUUUUUCGCAGAGAACUGGGGCCAUCUGAACGAGAAAUAUUGACAUCUCGUCUUAUAGACAGGAGUUUGAGGCCUUUGUUCCCAGAAGGCUUCAACAAUGAAACACAGGUUAUUUGUAAUAUGUUGGCCGUGGAUGGAGUGAACAAUCCAGAUGUCAUAUCAAUAAAUGCAGCUUCUGCUGCCUUAUCUCUAAGUGACAUUCCAUGGAAUGGACCUAUUGGAGCAGUGAGAAUAGGACUAAUUGAUAAAGAAUUCCUAAUUAAUCCUACACGCAAGGAAAUGCAAGAGUCUGCUUUGAAUUUGAUUGUGUCUGCAACCAAGAGAAACUUAGUGGUUAUGUUGGAAGGUAAUGCAGAUGUUAUUUUAUUGCAGGAUUUGCAAAAAGCUGUUAAACUUGCUACAAAAGAGGUACAAACUAUAGUGACUGAGAUUGAUAGGCUUCAAAAAACAUAUGGCAAAGUGAAAAGAGAAAUUGAUAUACCUCAAGUGUUAUCAGAAGAGGUAACAGAAGCAUUGAGGUCCCUAUCUGAUAUGCGUGUAAGAGAAAUUUUCAAAAACUAUACAUAUGACAAGUUGAGUAGGGACAAUGCUCUUUUGGAGGUUAGAAUUGAUGUUCUAGAAAAAAUCAAAGCAAGUUUUCCUGAUGCAGACUUCAAUUUACUCACAGAUUGUUAUAAUAAAAUUGUUAAAGAGAUUUUUCGUGAUCUCAUAUUUGAAGAACAGCAUAGAUGUGAUGGACGUGAAUUCAACCAACUGAGGGAUAUUUCUUGUAAAGUGGAUUUAUAUAAGCCAUUACAUGGUUCAGCACUAUUCCAAAGGGGACAGACACAAGUGUUCUGUACAGUUACAUUAGACUCUCAUGACAGUGCUCUGAAAUUGGAUCCAUUGAGUGUGCUGACAAGUGGUAUUAAGGAAAAAAACUUCUUCCUGCACUACGAAUUUCCUCCUUUUGCAACCAAAGAAACCGGCAGGAUGGGACCUAUCGGCAGACGGGAAAUGGGCCAUGGAGCUUUGGCGGAAAAAGGAUUGACUCCAACGAUUCCAAAUAAUUUUCCCUUCACCAUAAGACUGACGUCCGAAGUGUUGGAAUCUAACGGUUCUAGUUCCAUGGCUAGCGUAUGUGGGGGUAGUUUGGCUUUGAUGGACGCCGGGGUGCCGAUUAUCUCCCCCGCUGCUGGGGUCGCCAUGGGAUUGGUCACUCGAUAUGAUGCGGCCAAUAAGGAAAUCGAGGACUACUGUUUGUUGACCGAUUUAUUGGGCAUAGAAGAUUAUAUGGGCGAUAUGGAUUUCAAAAUUUCCGGUACGAAAAAAGGUAUAACGGCACUACAAGCAGACAUAAAGAUUCCAGGAUUGCCUUUGAAAAUUGUUAUGGAAGCAAUCCAGCAGGCCACAGAAGCAAAAUCGGCUAUCAUCAAUAUAAUGAACGACUGUAUAGACAAACCAAGAUCUAUGAAAAAAGACAAUUGGCCGGUCAGCAAAAAAAUUGAAGUGGAAGCACACAAAAGAUCUAGGUUGCUAGGAGUAGGCGGAAUCAAUUUGAAGAAGUUGUUUGCCGAAACAGGUGUCCAUGUGUCUCAAAUAGAUGAUAGCACGUUCGAUGUGUUCGCGCCUAGUCAGAGCGCGAUGGACGAGGCAGAAGAGAUCAUCAAAAAAUGGCUGACCACCGAAAGGGCGCCCGAUUUGGAAUUCGGCGGCAUUUACAAAGCGACCAUCGUCGAACUGAGAGACAUCGGUGUUAUGGUCACCCUGUAUGCGGGCAUGCCGCCCGCUUUGCUGCACAAUUCCCAAUUGGAUCAGAGAAAGGUGGCUCAUCCUUCGGCCCUAGGACUGGAAAUCGGUCAAGAAUUACAAGUGAAAUAUUUCGGGAGGGAUCCCGUUUCAGGACUGAUGAGGCUUUCCAGGAAAGUUCUGCAAGCUAAUGUGCGAUAGGUAGUGAUAAAUUAUAGGAUUUUUCAAUUAUUAAUAAUAAAUUGUUUCAUAAAUAUACAUACUUUUGUUUGAA
Molecule: messenger RNA, 2367 nt
Organism: Phaedon cochleariae (mustard beetle)
Lineage: Eukaryota; Metazoa; Arthropoda; Insecta; Coleoptera; Chrysomelidae
Source: the annotation of a GenBank genome assembly